AUUUCAAGUUGUUGUUGCUCAACGUCAAUGCAAGGUAUAUGUUUCCCUCGCACUCCAAAGGUUGAACCUCAAAGACAGAAAAAUGGCGAUGCAAAAUAUGUUCAACACUGUAAAAAGCAAAGCUCUUGGAGUUGCUGAAUAUUUAACGCCUAUUCUGAAGGAAUCAAAGUUCAAAGAAACAGGUGUGAUUACCCCAGAAGAGUUUGUGGCUGCAGGAGACUUCCUUAUUCAUCACUGCCCAACCUGGCAUUGGGCAACUGGAGAUGAAUCAAAAGUAAAACCAUAUCUGCCUAAAGAAAAACAGUUUCUUGUCACAAAAAAUGUUCCUUGUUACAAAAGAUGUAGCCAAAUGCUACACAUAAAGGAGAAUGAGGCAAUAGUUGAAGAUGAUGAGGAUGGUGGCUGGGUUGACACACAUCACAAUACAGAUGGAAGUGGUGACCAGGCUGCAGCUGAGGAGGAGCCUGCACAGGAGAUGAAGACAGAUGAAGUGGAAAAUGAAAAAGGGGAAGAUGAAGAUGAUGACGAAGAAGCAGAGGAUAUGGAAGCUUUCGAAGAGAGUGGAAUGCUUGAAUCGGACGAGGCCACACUGACAACCAAAUCAAAAGCAUCUAACCAGAAAGAUAUCCUUCACGAGGCUGCUGCUACAAAGGAUGGUAUCCUGCAGACUAGAACGUACGACCUGAACAUCACAUAUGAUAAAUAUUACCAGACUCCAAGAAUGUGGCUGUUUGGUUAUGACGAGAACAAAAAACCUCUUGACAUGGAUCAGAUGUGCGAGGACAUCAGCCAGGAUCAUGUAAACAAAACAGUGACAAUCGAGAACCACCCUCAUCUACCGCCCCCACCUAGAGCAUCUAUUCAUCCAUGCAGGCAUGCAGAGGUUAUGAAGAAGAUUAUUCAGACAGUCCAAGAUGGCGGAGGCGACUUAGGGGUUCAUAUGUAUUUGCUGAUAUUUCUCAAAUUCGUUCAAGCUGUUAUGCCAACCAUUGAAUAUGAUUACACGAGACAUUUCAAUUUCUAAUUUUGUAAUAAUCACCGGGCGGCAAAUUUUGAGUACGAUAUAAUUGCAAUUUGAAAUAAUGGCUGAUUUAUGAAUGAAAAUGACAGUGCCAUCUCUGAUAGUAUUGCAUUUUGACGAGAUAUUUUGAAAUUAUUUGACAAAGGAUUUCAACCAAGAGAUUGUCCUGGUUAUCUCGAGUGCUACCUUAGAUGUAGGAUACCAUCUUUAGGAGUAUUUGAUCAGUACGAAGCAUCCAAGGGACUGAGUCUGGUUUGCAAAAUAAUUUUUCAUUUGAUAAAACUUGCUGUAUUUGAUUUAAUUUAAGAUUAUAUUGCUUUCAGUUUUUAUUGUUAAUUAUUUUAAAAAGCAAAUGUUGAAAGUAAUGAACUUUAUCCUUAUUUAUCCAGUUGAUGUGAAUAAUCUCUUUUUGUUCGUUA
Molecule: messenger RNA, 1440 nt
Organism: Rhopilema esculentum
Lineage: Eukaryota; Metazoa; Cnidaria; Scyphozoa; Rhizostomeae; Rhizostomatidae
Product: ubiquitin-like-conjugating enzyme ATG3
Biological process (GO): glycophagy; nucleophagy; autophagosome assembly
Cellular component (GO): cytosol; phagophore assembly site
Molecular function (GO): Atg8-family ligase activity
Source: RefSeq, a predicted model, not a curated record